Molecule: messenger RNA, 1781 nt
Organism: Drosophila subpulchrella
Lineage: Eukaryota; Metazoa; Arthropoda; Insecta; Diptera; Drosophilidae
Gene: parvin
Product: beta-parvin
Exons: 4
Coding region: 123-1226 (367 amino acids)
Biological process (GO): substrate adhesion-dependent cell spreading; cell projection assembly; actin cytoskeleton organization
Cellular component (GO): actin cytoskeleton; focal adhesion; cytoplasm
Molecular function (GO): actin binding
Source: RefSeq, a predicted model, not a curated record
GGCAGCCCCAAGGGAAACCGAUUGCUCAGCUCCGAAAACGCCCGAAAAGAAACAAUAACAGAAACUGUUGAGCCAAUCCGGAAUUCGCGGAAUCCAGAAAAUCCAGUCGCACCGCUAGCGCCAUGUCCACCUUGAACCGGCCCAAGUCCCCGCACACGCCCACCGCCAUCAAAAAGGGCGAGAAGGAGGACAGUUUCUGGGACAAGUUCAGCACUUUGGGUCGCAAACGCGGCACUCGCGAAGUGAAGAAGGUCCAGGAGGAGGGCAAGUACGCCAUCGACUCACCGGGCUCACCCAGCCAGUAUGACAUCCCGCCCGAGGACUACGCCCUGCGCGAGCACGAACAGCGCGCCGUCAUCGAUCCGCAGUCCAUCAAUGAACCCGAGGUGAUCAAGCUGCAGCGCAUCCUCGUCGACUGGAUCAACGACGAGCUGGCCGAGCAGCGGAUCAUCGUCCAGCAGCUGGACGAGGAUAUGUACGAUGGCCAGGUGCUUCACAAGCUAUGGGAAAAGCUCACCGGCAAGAAGCUGGACGUGCCGGAGGUCACUCAGUCGGAGCAGGGCCAGCACGAGAAGCUCAACAUCGUCCUGAAAGCCGUCAAUCACACACUUGGCUUUCACCAGAAGAUCCCCAAAUGGUCGGUGGCCAGCGUGCACUCCAAGAACAUUGUGGCCAUUCUGCAUCUGCUGGUGGCUCUGGUGCGUCACUUCCGGGCGCCCGUUCGCCUGCCGGAGAACGUGUUCGUGACCGUUGUGAUUGCGGAAAAGAAUGCGGGAGUGCUGAAUGCGCAAAAAUUCCAAGAGCAGAUUACUUCCGAGUACGACGACCUGGGCAUGCGCUGCGAAAAGGACGCCUUCGACACGUUGAUCGACUGUGCGCCGGACAAGUUGGUCGUGGUGAAGAAGUCCCUCAUUACGUUCGUGAACAAGCACCUGGCCAAGCUGAACUUCGAGAUCAGCGAUCUUAAUACGGACUUCCGCGACGGCGUCUAUCUGUGCCUUCUAAUGGGCCUGCUCGGCGGCUUCUUCGUUCCGCUGCAUGAGUUCCAUUUGACGCCGCAGGACGUCGAUCAGAUGGUCAGCAAUGUGGCCUUUGCCUUCGACCUGAUGCAGGACGUGGGUCUGCCCAAGCCAAAGGCGCGGCCCGAGGACAUUGUCAACAUGGACUUGAAGUCCACCCUGCGCGUCCUCUACAGCCUGUUCACCAAGUUCAGGGACUAUGCCUGAGUGGCAGCCAAAUGAAGCAAGCCGCAAAAAAGCCAGAGGAGCAGCAACCGGCGCAAAUUUUACAUUUUAUAUUAACGUUUUUUGUAAUGUUUACACGCUUAAUUUAUGUGCGUUCUAAAGCAUGAUUGUAAACGGUGCAGCGUUGAAGAAAAAUAUCCUAAAUGCACUCUCGAACCUGCUGCACCGUUCACAGUCAGCUGAAUGAAUGAUUUUAUAUAUAUUUAUAAACAUAUUUGUGUCGUACGUCUAACCACUGCCAUAUGCCCGGACGCAGUUUGUCCGGAGCAGGGCAGAGAAGAGCUAACCCACACCCAAAACCAAACCCGGCGGCCAGUUGUUAACUUGUCUUACUCACGUGCCAGACGUAGUAGUUGUUACUAAGUGAAUUUACUGUAUUAAUACACAAUAACCAACCGACAAUGUGCCUUUAGAUCACACCGAGCUUUUGCGAAAUAUGUCACAGAUCAGAUCAGUUUACGGAAAAGUCUUCAAAAAAAUUGUAUUGUGUACGUUAAAAAUUUGGAUUAGAAAAAUCAAUAAAUAUUGCCAAUAGCA